AUGGCAGAAGAAGAAGAACGGCGAGGAAAGGUGAGGAAAGAAGAAGAGGCCAAGGCCCUAAAAGCAGUCAAGAUGGCUGAGUACCAGGCCCAGAUGGCCAGGCCAAAUGGUACCAAGGUCUUUACAGGAGCACUGGGCAGCAAGGCAAAGACAGACCUCCAGCUCAUUGCAGCGGCACCCAGCCUGAGUGUCAAUGGCAAAAAGCAGGAGGUCCUUGAUUCAAUCAAGGACCACUUUGAAGCCCACCCAGACCUGGAAAGGAACGCCUGCUUUGCGGGUUUAUUUGGAACUCGUGCUCGAAGACAGGCUGCUGCCCCUCCUUCAGCCCCCACAACAUCGUUUUCACUCCCAUCUGGAAGCGGCAUAUCCAUGCCUGUUGUUGUAUCUAUAACAGCCCCACAAGAGUUAUCCCCCUUCGUUCUUGCCUGA
This is a messenger RNA of Serpula lacrymans var. lacrymans S7.9, 429 nucleotides long. RefSeq lists its product as uncharacterized. The transcript has 3 exons. The record is from RefSeq and is a predicted model, not a curated record. Lineage: Eukaryota; Fungi; Basidiomycota; Agaricomycetes; Boletales; Serpulaceae. Bases 1 to 429 code for a protein of 142 amino acids.